AUGAGUAUGAAUGAUAGCGAGGAUCAUGGGGACGCCGUCUGUGAGGGCUGCUUGUCUCAGAACCAGCAGAUCAUUACAGAAAUUACAGAAUACGAUAUCAAGAAAGUGUAUUACGAUAUAAUCAAUAUUCUGGACGCUGACAUUGCCGCACUAAGUCUGCGUCUAUGUGCGGAGUGCAAGGACAGUAUUGUGAAGUUCUUGGAGUUCCGGAGACAAGUGCUGGAGGCACGGGAUACUGUCAACAAGUACCUGUUACAGUCAGAAGCCAGUAUAAAGACUGAACAGUCUACAAUCACUCCAAGUGAGUUCAAGAGUGAUCCGGAGGAGUCGGUCACUCCUCUCCCAUUCGUGAAGGUAGAACUAGAUGGAGAGGACCACUUCCAUGAUGAUGAUAGUCAAGGUGCAGAGGUUCUCAAGCCUGCUUUAGAAACAAGUUUGAAAAAGAAAAAUAAAGUAAAAAGCAAAGGUAAGAGUAAGAAGAGAACAGAAGAUGAGUUCAACGACUCGGACGAGGAGCCGCUUACUAAGAAGAAGACUGAUACUAGCGUUAAGAAGGAGAAGAAGAAAGGUCGCCGCGAGCGUCCGGCCGGUAUAGUGGACAACUCCCGCGUCCGCCGCAAGCUGCAACAACUCAACGUCGACUCCGGGCUUAUCACCAUGGAGAUACUCAGCUGGGAACAGGUGGCGGCGGAGCGCGCGGCGGCGGCGAGCGCGGUACGGUACACCCAGUGUGUGUGGCGGUGUCAGCAUUGUGUGCUCGGGUUCAACCAUCGCACCAAGCUAGAAAACCAUAUGAAGAAACAUGACCCUAGCGCGGGCCCCCACGUGUGUUCAGUGUGUACGGUGCGCUGCAAGGACGCGCACGCACUCAGCGCGCAUGUACGGCGACAUCGCGUCCGAUGGCGCUGCUCGUCGUGCGGCGGCGCGUGGUCCCGCGUGUGCGUGGCGGCGGACCACGCUGCCCGCGCGCACGCCGCGCCCCCCCCCACGCACGCCUGCGCGCGCUGCGGAGACACCUACCAUUCUCUGGGCAAGUUACGUUUACACAUGAAGAGUCAUGCGGAGCGCCAGCGCUGUCACCUCUGUGGGAAGACAUUCAGGGACCGGACCUCGCUGCGGACGCAUCUAUUUAUCCACGGCGGAGAGAAGGAAUUCUCGUGUCCGCGCUGUGACAAGCGGUUCUUGUUCCGCGCCGCGCUCGCUGUACAUCUCGUCACUCACGACGCGCCCGCGCAUCUAUACUGUCACCAGUGCGACUUCAGCUUCAAGAACAAGAUGUCGUACACGCAGCACAUGAAGUACAGCCUCAAACACUGCGACCCCGCCGCACUCAAGUACAAGUGUCACGAGUGCGACAAACGUUUCCUGAAGGAGUCCCGACUGCGCGAGCAUACACUCGCUGUACAUCUCAAGGCAACGCCACUCUCGUGCGACCAGCCAGGGUGCACCUUCGUGAGUAUACUACAUACACUGGACACUAGGCCAAGUUGUAUUGGUCGCUAG
Molecule: messenger RNA, 1503 nt
Organism: Spodoptera littoralis (African cotton leafworm)
Lineage: Eukaryota; Metazoa; Arthropoda; Insecta; Lepidoptera; Noctuidae
Source: the annotation of a GenBank genome assembly